UCUAGUUUAAGUGCAGUGUUGCUGUUCCCUGAAGGCUGAAGCAGAUCCAAAUCUCAAUUUCAUUGAGAGAAGCUGAAGCUUCGAUCGUGAUCACUGUCCUUUUCCAUGGCAAAUGCCUGGAAAAGAGAUAAACCCACGAGACUAGUCUCUCCAAAGUUGCUGAUUUUACUCUUCUCUUCCACUCUCCUCCUCUUGUUCUUCUUCUUCGGAUUCCUCAACUCUCGUCCCUCAAACACAAACCCUGGCUUCAUCACCGUCAACACCCAUCUCUCCUUGAAUGCAAUUUCCCCUUUCGAUUGCUUGAAAUCACCGCAGGCCCACCCCGUCGUUGCAAGCACCGUGGAAGGGGUUCGUUACCCGUUUCUCUACUCGCUUUCGGAUUUCGGAACCCUACCCGACAAGCCCCACAAGAACAUCGUGAGGAUGCUCAAAGGGAAACCUUUUCGCAAACCCGACAUCUCGGUCACGAUUCAGGAUGUUUUGGAGAAGGCGAAAAGCGAAGGAAGAGAUGGGUUUGUUGUGGAUGUGGGUGCCAAUGUGGGUAUGGCAAGCUUCGCCGCAUCUGCUAUGGGGUUCCGCGUUUUGGCAUUCGAGCCUGUUUUCGAGAAUUUGCAGAAGAUCUGUGAAGGGAUUUACUUCAAUAGAGUCGCGGAUUUGGUUACUGUGUUUGAAGCCGCAGCAUCAGAUCGCCUUGGCAACAUUACCGUUCACAAGUUGGUUGGUAGGCUGGACAACAGUGCGGUUUCUGCCACAGGUGCAAAGAUGGCAUUUAAGUCCAAUGAAGAGAUAGCUUUUCAAGUAAGCACUGUUCCUCUCGAUACAGUGAUUCCAAAAUCAGAGCGUGUGCUUCUACUCAAAAUAGAUGUUCAGGGCUGGGAAUAUCAUGUUCUUAAAGGAGCAUCCAAGUUACUCUCAAGGAAGGGAAGUCAAGCCCCAUAUCUCAUAUACGAGGAAGAUGAGCGUCUAUUGCAGGCCAGUAAUAGCAGUGCAAAAGAGAUUCGAGACUUCCUCCGAAGUGUGGGUUAUCAUGAUUGUACCCAACAUGGCACAGAUGCACAUUGCACCAAGAAGGAUUGAUCACAAUUUCGGUUUUCAGUUUUGCAGCCCCUUCCUGGAAAACCAAGUCAUUGCUAGUUUCCGCGUACACUUUUUCCACUUGACAAACAUCAUGUGUCAGACAAUCCUUGAGCGUUGAACCAUCUGAUGAAUUGAUGGCCAACAGCAAGCUGCUUAAUAACUUCAUGAUCAUGCAAAAGUAUCCAUCGAUGGAAGUUGGAAAAGCAUAUGUUCAUGGACAUGCAUUAGCAUUACCUUCAAUAGGAUUCUU
Messenger RNA from Gastrolobium bilobum, 1327 nucleotides. RefSeq lists its product as uncharacterized. The record is from RefSeq and is a predicted model, not a curated record. Bases 106 to 1077 code for a protein of 323 amino acids. NCBI's taxonomy places the organism in Eukaryota, Viridiplantae, Streptophyta, Magnoliopsida, Fabales, Fabaceae. The transcript is spliced from 2 exons.